This is a messenger RNA of Haemonchus placei, 261 nucleotides long. NCBI's taxonomy places the organism in Eukaryota, Metazoa, Nematoda, Chromadorea, Rhabditida, Trichostrongylidae. The record is from the annotation of a GenBank genome assembly.
AUGGUACGCACGAGAGUGAAGCGACAGCUGUACGGCUAUGGUUUAGGAUAUCCCUCAGGCUAUGUCUACGGUAAUCCGUACACAUUUGCCACAUAUCGUGGCCUUGGCCUAAAUGGACUUUAUGGCUCUGGUUUGUAUGGAAGUGGUCUCUAUGGAAAUGGUCUAUACGGAGGUGGUCUGUAUGGAAGUGGUUUGUACGGUGGCUAUGGUCUCGGUCUUGGUUUGCUUGGAUUACCUUAUGGUGGACUUUAUGGGAGAUGA